AUGAGAGUCUCCUCUCUGGUUCGAAGACUCCUUUUAGCUGCGGUGUUGCUGCCCGUGCCCCAUUUCGUGUUCGCUCGCCAUGAUGCCCUGGGCCACAGGCUUCGAGAACGCGAUGCGCCGCCACCAGGUCUCGAUGUGAAGCAAUCCAGGGCCAGGGCCAUCGAGGAAAACGGGAAGGGCGCAGCGGAGGAAUACCAGCCAUAUAGCUGGGGCUAUGGGUACGGAUACCCUCCUGAUGAGCCUGAGGCUACGUCAACAGAGGAGGCUUCGGGGGAGGGAAUGCCUGCCACCAGCAAGGAAGCACCCUCAGCAGACAUCUCGUCUGGUGGUACGCGUGGGACACUUGCCGCUAACAACACAUCAUUCGUGUCUGGUCCCACGGCUGGCGCCUCCAAGACGUUCUUCUCCGGAAGCCAGUCGUCUGCAGGUCCGACGGAAGUCACUGGAAGCUCAGGGUCCCCCUCUGAAAAUCCGGAUAGCUCGACAACGGAUGGUCCGUAUCCGCCAGAGAUGUCUGAGACCACAAACCCGGCCGGUAAUGGCAUAUAUCCCCCACAAUCCUCUUCCAAGUCCGCGUUAUCGGGCGCCUUUCCAGGGAGUUCGUCCAGCCGGUCUUCAUCAGGACCCGCCAGUAUCUCCAGUAGCAACAGCGAGGGUGUCGGGCUGCCUGAGCCAAGUCUGACGGGCCUAAACAGCUCUACGGCUGCGUUGCCCUCACAAGAGUCGACGACGGACACAUCUCUGUCCCCUUUCAACAACUCCACGAUGAGCAUGUCUAGGCCACUCGGGUCUAUCACGCCCGGCGUCAUGUCGCCCCCUGUGCUGUCGGCGUCGGCUUUCCCAACAUGGACUGCCACGCCGUCAAGCAUCUCUGCCACAGCUCCUGCAGGGGCUAUCUCAACCCCUGCUUCGAGAAGUCUCCUGUCGACAUUGAGCGUUCCUAGCAAUGUAACGUCUCCCAGCACCACAGAAUGCUACAGGUAUCUCAUCGGCUCCCGUGAUGGCCUCGGCGUCGACACCUUUCAAUACUACUGGGGGUCUGACGGCUUCAAGUUCAGGGACAGCCGCCGGGACGGUGACCAUACCGACUGCGCCAGCGUCACCUUCCAACUCAACCGUGGUGACCAUGCCGGCGUUACCAACUGGUACACCACUGUCGUCAGCACUGGCGAACUCGUCAUAUCCUCCUGGCCUCCUCAACACCACGACAGCCUCGGUACCGGCAUCCCUGACUGCGAGCGUUCUUCCCAGCCUGUCCAAUGGCACCUCGGCCGCUCCCAGCAGUGGCGCGGUGGCGGGCGUCUCAUCCUCACCCAAUGGCUUCGUACCAACGCCUAG
This is a messenger RNA of Verticillium nonalfalfae, 1338 nucleotides long. RefSeq lists its product as uncharacterized. The record is from RefSeq and is a predicted model, not a curated record. NCBI's taxonomy places the organism in Eukaryota, Fungi, Ascomycota, Sordariomycetes, Glomerellales, Plectosphaerellaceae. The coding region runs from base 1 to 1338 and encodes 445 amino acids. The transcript is spliced from 4 exons.